CUAAGCAAUACAUAAUAGCUAGCGCUGAAAGUCAUUCGAUUUCAAUGUUUCAUUAUAUAUAUAUGCAAAAGGAGAUUCCGCGUGCAGUUAAACAAUUAACCAAAAAAAUUGCCAAGAAAUAAACAGCUCAUUAUAACCAAUUGCGUUUUUUGGAUUUGGACCGCAUGGGAGCACAAUUUCAAUUUACAUUAAGCAAGCAACGUUGAUCCAGUAACAAAACCUGAUAUCUGUAUAGCACUUCAUGCUUUACUCAUUAAAACACUUCGCGUUCUAAUAUAGAUUUAUCUUGAACGGUACAACACGUAAGCGGCAAAUGAUUUAAGGACCAAUGUUGGAAUAAACAGUGAAGCUUGAAGCAAUUACUUGUUCUCCACAAUAAGACUCAAUGUCAUCCCAAUUUAUAAGUUCCUUCUAGAGUAAUAAAUUGAGCGAAAAUGAGCUUGGCUUUCUGAAGCCGCCUCGGAAGUUUGGUGACGACAAUUUGUUCAACUCGAAAUAAAAAAGAUGACGCCACAACAUAGCUUUUACUGAGGUAAGAGUAGUGAGCCGUCAGCUACUGCUCUACGUGUAUUCGGCAAGCGUCUGCUUCAAGCAUUGUUGUGUCUCAGUGAGAGAGGGUUUCUCGAUUUAUCAAGCACGUGGAGCUCUUGGUGAUCACUCGAAGAAAUCGAACGAUUGGAUAUGAAUCUUGGUUAUGUUGUUACGACAGCACUUGGACAUAAAGAUAGAACGUGAUUACUCAGUAGUUGCUUCUAAUGAUACGUGAGCCAUUGUUACAGGCUGUAAACGACUUAAAGUUAACUUUUUGUGCAAACGAUCCUGAGAUACUGCUGGCAGCAUGUAGGCUUGUAGAAGGGCAAUGCGAUGCCGUGGACCUUAACCUUGGAUGUCCACAGGCUAUAGCACGUGCGGGCCACUAUGGCGCUUUCUUGCAGGACGAAUGGGACCUUGUCGCUUUAAUGGUCUCGAAGGUGCAUCAAGAACUCCCAAAUUUGCCAAUAACGUGCAAGAUUCGCCGGUUUGAUGAUCGGAAACGUACUAUAGAGUAUGCGCGUACCCUUGUAAAAGCUGGUUGCUCGAUGCUCACCGUACAUGGACGAACACGAGAAAUGAAGGGCAGGCUGACAGGCAUCGCGGAUUGGUCAUACAUUAAAGAUGUUAAAGCGAAUAUACCAAUCCCUGUAUUCGCUAACGGUAAUAUUCAGUUCUUCGAAGACGUACAGCGGUGUAUUGAAUAUACAGGAGUUGAUGGUGUAAUGUCUGCCGAAGGUCAGUUGCAUAAUCCCGCCCUCUUCACCUCCGAAAAUCCGCCUAUCUGGAAAAUGGCUCGAGAAUAUCUUGAAAUCACUAAGGAGCAUCCGUGUCCGUUCUCAUUUAUGCGGGGUCACAUCUUUAAAAUUUUGCAUCAUGCCAUUCAACAUCCGGACAAUUAUUAUCUACGGGAAAAAAUAGCGAAAGCAGACACAGUAGACGAUUUUAUAAUUGUCAUUAAAGCGCUGGAAGAGAAAUAUGAAGGAGCUUUUGAUCGUAGGGAACUGUCGGGCUGGGAGAAGCAAUGCGGCCUUCGACCCUUGGCCAUUUGGAGAUGCCAACCAUAUGUGAGACCCAAUCCAAAUAAAGAACCAAACGAAGUCCCUAAACGUGAUACCGUUGAGGAAUAUCGUAAACUUUUGGAGAGUACGGCUAAGUUGAAGCGACCCCUUGACGUGAAUCUCGAAUCGUUGUCUAAAAACAAGCUCAAGAAGCUGCGUCGGAAUCCAACUAAAAUCUUCACAAUAUUGGCAGAGAGGCCUGAAUUUCCUCUAUGUACGCGUAAAGAGUGCAAAAACCCAAAGGGAGCAAAAUGUCCCUACACAAUGUGCCGUGCCUGCUGCCGGGCUCAUGUACAGACCAACGAGUUGAACUGCGAGUCCCACAAAGCGUACUUCGAUCCGCUAACAAAAUCUAAUGAACCCGCGAAAGACCGACCAGUGGUUGGCGAUCUACACAAAAACGGAGAUAAAGUAUCAUUGUGAGACGAGUCCUUCUAGGAGUAACUAAUUCACUUCUGUAUCAUGUACAUAUCAUGUACAUUUUAGAAUGCUAUGUAUGCUAUAAAAUUAAUAACUAUUUACAUUAUUUCGGCAUUCAGGAGCUUAUCAUACGUCUAAGUGAUAUAUUCCGCCUUUGGGCUUCAAGGCGUUUUACCUAUGCCUUUCUUGAGCCCACGAUUAAAUUUGGUAUCAUGCCACCAAAUUAGCUGAUAACGGUUGCGGUACUACGGCGUUAAAGGCUGGGUGAAUAUUUAGCGUUUAAUAAAUAAAAUAAAAACCGUUAAUUAAUUUAAAAACAUAUCUUUUUAAGUGAAAUGUGUUAAGUUUUAACUACAGUUUUGUUAAUGUGAUCAUCCUCGUAGCUUACCUAAAAUAUGUUACUAUUUCUAACAAACUUGCUAUUUAGCAAUCAUAACACAAUUUAAAUUUAAACGUGCUUAAUUCAACUAAAACCAGAAAAACCAUGAAACAUAUUAUGAAAAUUCCGUACAAGCCAACUUAGUGAUGACACACCUAUGAAAGGAAAAAUCUGUAUCUACAAGUAAACCGCUGGCGCAGAUUACAACGGCCAAUACACUUUAUUCAUAAUUGAGGACCCUUGUCAAUUGAUACACUUGUAAUAAUAAUAAUAAUACUUUUAUUAUUAUUAUUAUUAUUAUUGUUUAUAUGAAUAUAUACACACACACACACGCGAGCACACACGUUCUCGGCACACCCUUCCCGGGUAUAGCUUUUCACCGUUUCGUAAACUAAUUCUUCAAUCAUUCUAUACACCACGCAGAUUUCCUCAACUAUAAAUUACGCGUUGAUGCUAAUGUUUAUACUUUCGCAAAUCCUUCACCACCAUGUGUUGUAUAUUCCUCAUCAUUAGCGUAGAUCCAUUCCAUAAAUCCGAAUAGUAACAAUAACAGAAACUCUGUUCUAUCGAUUGGAUAACGCUAGCCGCUCGUUCAAAUGGAGCAAAGUGUUAUCGUUAAAGAAACACGUCGCAAAUUGACUAGUGUGCUAAUACGUUUGCGUCGACCAAUAUAAUAAUAAUAAUAAUAGUAGAAAGGGCAAUAUUGCUUUAUUUUUACCAAUAUAUUUGAUUCAAGACAAAAUUAUACAAAGAACAAUAGACGCGAUAUUUUCGUAUCCUACGAUCCUCGUCUCUUCGAUUUUACCACCAAAAACUACAUUCGUAAAAUAUAGUAAUAUGUCUAUAUAUAUGCACAAAAUGUUCAGAGCCGACGACUCCUGAUUAGUUGCCAGGAAAAUGAAUAAGAAAAGCUCCUUUUUUUCGCCUACCGUAGACGACUGAGAGUAGCAUUCUUUAUAAGCAGAGGAAAUGAAUGAACGGCUUAUAUGUCAUCUAUACUUUUCUUCUUUUAGUUGGUUUCUAUAUUGUAGAUUCACUUUAUCUUGUUCUAGCCACAAACCGUUAAUCAAAAAAGAUUAGAUGUAUAACGAAAUCUUCAUUGCUAGUACGUGAUUAUUUACUCAGAUGUCAGGCAGGUGUAAAGAAACUCAAAAACCCCCAAAAAAAAUUAGGUAAAGAUAAUUUCGAAAAUAAAACUGUUUUGGGAGAAAUAAUACUAGAAUCUAUUUCUCAGAAUAAGACCAAUGCUGCGACAUGUCAAUAUCUCAAAACUAUUGCUUAUGCUCUUCCUGCACUACUUCAGUGGAUUACAAGCUCAAUAUGACUGUUAUCACCAAUGCCUGUAUAUACUUUCAAUUACCAAUACGUACAUAGAUGUAGACAAAAAGCCGAUUUGACGUCAGUUUUUGCGAUGGUUUCAAAUGAGUCAUUAAACAAGAUUUUAUAUGUGCAAUUUUUUGCAAGAGCUGAAAUAUUUCAUUGUUAGUAUUCACUCUACAAGGCUAUUAUUGUUCGUGUCGCUGUGGAAACCAAUUAUAUAUAUAUAUAUAUAUAUAUAACAUUAUAGUAAAAGGAGAUUUUAAUAUAAUUUUCGUGGCUUGUUCUUUUCUGAAUACAAAAAAAACGCACUCUCUGGGCGUCAUGAUACAAUUUUUCGGUCUCUAAUUAUGUUCAAGUUGGUCUAAAAAAACUAUCGCGUGAACUCUUCAGUUUUUUCUAGCUUCGUUUCAUUAUCCACAGAAUGACUGGUGACUACUCAGCUAAAUCGACUUAACCUUGCGAACAUGUGCCUGACGUGACUGUGGGGGCUUACGCCGUCAUUAAUGUGACUACUGAUUUCUCAUUUCACCAUUACCCGAUUGUAAAUUGCAAAUAUGUAAAAACGAACUGGAUCAUUUAAGUCACUUUAGUUGCAUCUAACAGGAAGUCUUAUAUCUCAUAUAAGAUGUAAAUCAUAAUCAUCAUCACAUUUGCUCUAAUCAAUAGUAUCGGAAUAGUUAUUUUUGUGGUGUUUCUCGAAUAUUAGGCAAUGUGUAUUUCUAAAGGUACAGUCCCCCAUUCGUGCUUUGCUUAGCACCAC
Varroa destructor (honeybee mite) is the source of this 4471-nucleotide messenger RNA. It is a transcript of the gene Dus1, whose product is annotated as Dihydrouridine synthase 1. The record is from RefSeq and is a predicted model, not a curated record. Gene Ontology annotation, molecular function: flavin adenine dinucleotide binding; tRNA dihydrouridine synthase activity. NCBI's taxonomy places the organism in Eukaryota, Metazoa, Arthropoda, Arachnida, Mesostigmata, Varroidae. Gene Ontology annotation, biological process: tRNA processing.